CGCAGUGCCCGGAUGUGAAUGGAUUACAAUGUAUCUUUCAGGGAAACCUAUUAUUAUCAAUGUGACUCCACGGGGGAGUCAAUGGUGAUGAUGAGGAGGAGGAGGAGGAUGAUGAUGAUGAGACACCUCUAAACUUGGAACAAGUUUAAGACUUUAUAAGAGGAGAAGAAAAAAAAAAGCCACCAACAAGAUUUGUUUGAGGAAAGAUUCUAACUAUCCUGUAUUGAUAUAUUUUUUUUUUUUUAGAAACAAUAAGAAAAAGUUGUUGGAAUUUUUUUUUUUUUUAAUGGUUUCUUUUUUGGGGGAGGGGAUUUUGUUGCAGUUUGAUGGUGGAAAAUGCAAAAACCAGAGCCAGGUGCAUAAUCUUGUAUUCUGUGGAUAUCCCUGGAGCAGAACUGAGUACCAGUUAAAAUACUUUUUUGGGGGAUACACAUGUGAGAUACUAAGUACUUGCAGAAGAUUUUUUGUCUUUCUUUUUAAAGUCACUUUCCUUGGAAUAUUGUGAGCAUAUUUGUGGCCAUUUAAGAUGUUUUCACCUCCUGUGAGCAGUGGGAAAAAUGGACCAACUUCUUUGGCGAGUGGACAUUUCACUGGCUCAAAUGUAGAAGACAGAAGUAGCUCAGGGUCCUGGGGGAACGGAGGACAUCCAAGCCCGUCCAGGAACUAUGGAGAUGGGACUCCCUAUGACCACAUGACCAGCAGGGACCUUGGGUCACAUGACAAUCUCUCUCCACCUUUUGUCAAUUCCAGAAUACAAAGUAAAACAGAAAGGGGCUCAUACUCAUCUUAUGGGAGAGAAUCAAACUUACAGGGUUGCCACCAGAGUCUCCUUGGAGGUGACAUGGAUAUGGGCACCCCAGGAACCCUGUCGCCCACCAAACCUGGCUCCCAGUAUUACCAGUAUUCUAGCAAUAACCCCCGAAGGAGGCCUCUUCACAGUAGUGCUAUGGAGGUGCAGACAAAGAAAGUUCGAAAAGUUCCUCCAGGUUUGCCAUCUUCAGUUUAUGCUCCAUCAGCAAGCACUGCCGACUACAAUAGGGACUCGCCAGGCUACCCUUCCUCGAAACCAGCAGCCAGCACUUUCCCUAGCUCCUUCUUCAUGCAGGAUGGCCAUCACAGCAGUGACCCUUGGAGCUCCUCCAGUGGGAUGAAUCAGCCUGGCUACGGAGGAAUGUUGGGCAGUUCUUCUCAUAUUCCACAGUCUAGCAGCUACUGUAGCCUGCAUCCACACGAACGCUUGAGCUAUCCAUCACACUCCUCAGCAGACAUCAAUUCCAGUCUUCCUCCGAUGUCCACUUUCCACCGUAGUGGCACAAACCAUUACAGCACCUCUUCCUGUACACCUCCUGCCAACGGGACAGACAGUAUAAUGGCAAAUAGAGGAAGCGGGGCAGCAGGCAGCUCCCAGACUGGAGAUGCUCUGGGGAAAGCACUUGCUUCGAUCUAUUCUCCAGAUCACACUAACAACAGCUUUUCAUCAAACCCUUCAACUCCUGUUGGCUCUCCUCCUUCUCUCUCAGCAGGCACAGCUGUUUGGUCUAGAAACGGAGGACAGGCCUCAUCAUCUCCUAAUUAUGAAGGACCCUUACACUCUUUGCAAAGCCGAAUUGAAGAUCGCUUAGAAAGACUGGAUGAUGCUAUUCACGUUCUCCGGAAUCAUGCAGUGGGCCCAUCCACAGCUAUGCCGGGUGGUCAUGGGGACAUGCAUGGAAUCAUUGGACCUUCUCAUAAUGGAGCGAUGGGUGGUCUGGGCUCAGGGUAUGGAACCGGUCUUCUUUCAGCCAACAGACAUUCACUCAUGGUCGGGGCCCAUCGCGAAGACGGCGUGGCCCUGCGAGGCAGCCACUCCCUCGUGCCCAACCAGGUCCCGGUGCCACAGCUUCCCGUGCAGUCUGCGACGUCCCCUGACCUGAACCCACCCCAGGACCCUUACAGAGGCAUGCCACCGGGAUUGCAGGGCCAGAGCGUCUCCUCCGGCAGCUCUGAGAUCAAAUCCGACGACGAAGGCGAUGAGAACCUGCAAGACACGAAAUCUUCCGAGGACAAGAAGUUAGAUGACGACAAGAAGGAUAUCAAAUCGAUUACUAGCAAUAACGAUGACGAGGACCUGACCCCGGAGCAGAAGGCGGAGCGCGAGAAGGAGCGGAGGAUGGCCAACAACGCCCGCGAGCGCCUGCGCGUCCGCGACAUCAACGAGGCUUUCAAGGAGCUCGGCCGCAUGGUGCAGCUCCACCUCAAGAGUGACAAGCCCCAGACCAAGCUCCUGAUCCUCCACCAGGCCGUGGCCGUCAUCCUCAGCCUGGAGCAGCAAGUUCGAGAAAGGAAUCUGAAUCCGAAAGCCGCGUGUCUGAAAAGAAGGGAGGAAGAGAAGGUGUCCUCAGAGCCUCCCCCGCUCUCCUUGGCGGGCCCGCACCCUGGAAUGGGAGAUGCGUCAAACCACAUGGGACAGAUGUAAAAGGGUCCAAGCUGCCACAUUGCUUCAUUAAUACAAGAGACCACUUCCUUAACAGCUGUAUUAUCUUAAACCCACAUAAACACUUCUCCUUCACCCCUUUUUUUGUAAUAUAAGACAAGUCUGAGUAGUUAUGAAUCGCAGACGCAAGAGGUUUCAGCAUUCCCAAUUAUCAAAAAACCGAAAAACACAC
This is a messenger RNA of Canis lupus familiaris (dog), 2645 nucleotides long. It is a transcript of the gene TCF4, whose product is annotated as transcription factor 4. Gene Ontology annotation, cellular component: transcription regulator complex. Gene Ontology annotation, molecular function: DNA-binding transcription factor activity, RNA polymerase II-specific; RNA polymerase II cis-regulatory region sequence-specific DNA binding; protein dimerization activity. The record is from RefSeq and is marked provisional. Gene Ontology annotation, biological process: regulation of transcription by RNA polymerase II. NCBI's taxonomy places the organism in Eukaryota, Metazoa, Chordata, Mammalia, Carnivora, Canidae.